Messenger RNA from Habropoda laboriosa, 2325 nucleotides. RefSeq names its product chondroitin sulfate synthase 2 (gene Chpf). The transcript is spliced from 6 exons. Gene Ontology annotation, cellular component: Golgi cisterna membrane. Gene Ontology annotation, molecular function: glucuronosyl-N-acetylgalactosaminyl-proteoglycan 4-beta-N-acetylgalactosaminyltransferase activity. The record is from RefSeq and is a predicted model, not a curated record. Bases 1 to 2316 code for a protein of 771 amino acids. NCBI's taxonomy places the organism in Eukaryota, Metazoa, Arthropoda, Insecta, Hymenoptera, Apidae.
AUGAAUCCAUUGUUAAAAGUCUUUUUAUCCCAUUGUUGGGCAAAUAUUUAUUUAAUAAUUGGAAUAAACUUGGGUCUAAGUCUUAGUAUGAUGUUAAUACCAGUUAAUGUAAAUAAUUACAAUAGCAAUGCAGAACAUUUAAUGCAAUAUUCAAGUUAUCAAGAAGAGUUGGAUGAAUAUGAACCAAAAAUUAACAUUAACAACAAGCCACAACAGGCACAAAAAGUAUCAAAGACAUUAGUACGUCCAAGAUAUUAUUCUACAGAACUUGGAAUAAGAGAGAAAUUGUUUAUAGGAGUGAUAACAAAUCAACAGUUUCUAUAUAGCAGAGACAUAGCAAUUAAUAAAACAGUAGCUCACAUUGUGGACAAAGUACGUUACUUUAUUUCUAUACCAGAGGGAACAAAACCUAAUGUUACACUUCCUGGUAUAGUUGGGUUCACAGAUACUAGAAGUAUUUUGAAACCUUUCCAUACAAUGAAAUAUAUAAUUGAUAAUUAUCUAGAGAAUUACAAUUACUAUUUUUUGAUCAAAGAUGUAAGCUACAUCAGUAUUAAAAAAUUAGUAAAAUUCGUUACCAAGAUUAGUGUAAGUCAAAACGUUCAUGUGGGUGUUCUUGGAGAUAUUCCAACUUAUUGUUCCUUGGAUUCGGGAAUUCUCUUGAGCAAUUCUAUAAUACAAGAAUUGAAAAACAAUUUAGAUUGGUGUGUGAAAAAUGCCUACUCUGAUUCGGAUGACGUUAAUUUCGGACGAUGUAUCGUUCAUUCUACUUCAACACCUUGUUCUAAUCACAUACAGGGUCAGAAAUUUGUAUACACAAAAUUAAAACCAACAUUUUCAUUUGAACAAAAUUUAAAACAUUUAGCUAGAAAUGAAAAUUUCCGAAAUUCGCUUGUAAUAUACCCGAUAUACGAUCAUCUCCUUAUUUAUAAAUUUAAUACAUACUUUUCAGCAACAAACUCCGUGGAAAUUCAAGAAAAAAUUUCUAAUAUUCGUAAAACAAUUUUAAGUAUGGCGCAUUUAGGUCCUCUGCAAGAACGUAAUGUCUCAUGGCCUAUUGGCAAUCAACCAGGCAAUAAAGCUACUGGACGUUUUGAUGUUUUGAGGUGGACGUAUUUCAACGAGACUCACGUAUUUUUCAAUACUGAUUUCUCGAUUGUACAGGAGUUAAAAAUCGAUGCCAAAUUUGACAUAGAUCGAACAAUUAAUAUAACGACUUCUAGUAUUAUCGCUGAUUACCGAAAUAAAUUGAAAUUUAACAGAUUAUUAAAUGGAUACCAAAGAUUCGAUGCAUCUCGAGGAAUGGAUUAUAUAUUAGACUUAGAGUUCAUCGAUAUCGAUACUGGUAAAGUAUUGAAAAAAAGGGUCGAAGUGUGCAAACCCCUUGGUAAAGUCGAAAUUUUACCUGUUCCGUAUGUAACAGAGAACACAAGAAUAAAUAUAGUAUUAACCAUAGAUUCAUCAAAAAAACAAGAUGCGUUGAAUUUUCUGGAGCAAUAUGCUUCAGACUGUAUGGAAAAAAAGUACAAAACUUUCCUCAUGAUGGCUUUCUUGUAUAAUUUUGAUUCUACAUCAAAAGGUAGAGAAGACUUAUAUUACGAAGUUAAACAAUAUGCAUUAUUAUUAGCUGAAAAAUAUAAAAAAUACCAAUCGAAGAUUACUUGGCUCUCUAUACGUCUACCAAGCAAUGUAAUAUCCCUUGAUACGAAUCAAUUACUGAAUAUUGGUUUUACGGAUUUAUGUAUAAGAAAAUUUUCACCCGAAAGCUUGAUACUUUUCGUAGAAACUGGAAUACAACUUCGACUGGAUUAUUUAAACAGAAUCCGUAUGAAUACUAUUAAUCAGUACCAAGUGUUCAGUCCAAUUCCAUUUGUGGAAUAUCAUUCUGAUGUGGUCCACAUGAAUGACGUAAAACAAGUCGAGACGGACAUUAAUCGAAACCAUGGAAGAUACGACGAAUAUAAUUACAAUAAUAUUGCUUUUUAUGCCAGAGACUACAACGCAAUGCGAAGAACUGUCGAAGUUAGCAUUCCAAUAAUACACUCUGAUCGGGACAUCUCAACGAUGAUGAAGCUUUCACAGGACAUCCCUGUUACGUCCUUGUUUGAGAUGUUCGUCUCUUUCAGUAACGUACACGUACUACGCGCGGUAGAACCGGCACUUAAGGUUAAAUAUAAAAACAUCGAUUGCGCUAAUACCUCGAAUAAUAUCUACAAAAUUUGCACACGGUCGAGAAAGCUUCAUUUGGGUCGACGUAGUCAACUUGCCAGAUUAAUAUUAGAUUAUCAAACAUAUAAAAAUAGUUUGCUAGCAUAAAUUGUAUCG